AUGGCCGAAUUUAAAUCAGUUUUAAUCACAUUGAUCAUUCAUUUUGUGUUUCGUAAAACACUCUUCUUCGAAUAUCGUAACUGCUGUUCAAGUCUAAUGAAGUUUCCAAGUGUGAUGAUUUUGUCAUCGAUUGCCGCUUUACUCACCGAUGUCGAAUUAAUUCCGAAACGCUUUCAAAAAAAAGGUCCAGCGUUCGUUUCAAGUGCACUUGAAGUUCUUGGCUGCGUCUUCUACAUGGAGUUCUCUAUGCUCUUUAUUUGGUAUAGAUUGGAAUUGAUGGCAAUUCAUGUCUUAGAAGCAUGGCUUUCUGAAAUUUAUGGCAAUAAAGCGAUAAUGAUUACCAACUUUGCAAUCUUUCUCAUUGCAACAUCAUUUUUAACUUUCGCUGUGAUGGUCACGAAUGUUUGGGAACAAGCAAAGAAGAUGCUUGGAUCAAUUGUUGCAGCACUUUCAGUAUAUUUGAGGAAACUUUGUGGCAUUUGUGGCAGUCAAGGAGCAGACGCAAAUUCUUACAACAUUACACUUCAAAUGACUGCAUUGCCAAAACAACCAGGAGAUGCUCAAUGUGCAAUUAAAUUGAAUGGAUGCGGCGACACACCACAACUUGAAAGAAAAAAUGUUGCAACUGAUCAUCAACGCCAAUCACACUCAGUCGAACAAACUCGUCGUCAACAUUCGAAGAAACAACAAGGCAAGAAACGAACAUCAUCUCAAUCGCGAUCAUGUGAACCGAUGAAAUAA
This is a messenger RNA of Clunio marinus, 741 nucleotides long. Lineage: Eukaryota; Metazoa; Arthropoda; Insecta; Diptera; Chironomidae. The record is from the annotation of a GenBank genome assembly.